Molecule: messenger RNA, 2010 nt
Organism: Ostreobium quekettii
Lineage: Eukaryota; Viridiplantae; Chlorophyta; Ulvophyceae; Bryopsidales; Ostreobiaceae
Source: the annotation of a GenBank genome assembly
GCUGCCCAUGGGGAUGGCAGGCUGGCCGACACACUGGGUUACCUGGCCUCAGCAGGAUUGGAACACCUGGGACUCCCAUCACACGAGGUAGAAGAGGGCAUUCUUCUCAUUGUGAGCUGUGUGACCAAUGCAUUGACUCAAUGUGAUGAGAUUGAAAGGCACCGACGCUGCCUUCUGACGGCUCAGAUCUUGUCCUGUUUGCUGGACAAGCGCGCACAGAAGACGGUGCUCUCAGUGGCCGGAGUGACGUCAUUGUGUGGGACGCUGACGGAGUGGGCGAGGGGGGAGGUGGAGUUUCGCAGGUGCUCGGAACUGGCCAAUGAAGCUGCUUGGACGCUCGGAUUCGUGGUGCACAGUUGCGGGGACAGGGUGAACGGCGACACUGCGAGCCUUGUGACAUCAGUGCUGCUGACCUACUUGAGACAGUAUGGCUCCAUAUCGUCCGGAGAUGACGGCCAUUCCCACAAGACUCCUGGCAUCCCCAUGGUGUCGCCGCACCUGGCGUGCCAGGCGGCCUUCCACGCCCUUGGCCUCGUGUUUGCGAACGGUCCCCCAGGGACCAGGCAGAACGAGGCAGUACUUUCCGGUACAGUUGGUGUACUGCAGAGACACGUGCAGUGCCAAGGUGGUCCCCUGGAGGAUGGCGCUGCAUGCAGAAUGUACUGCGAGCUGCUGAGGCUGCUGGCUGCCCUGGUGGCAGAGGGCAAAGGCGCUCAUUUGCCACAGGUGCCGAUAAUGAUGGAGUGCCUGUCCAUCUUAUUCCAAUAUGGCGCAAGCCAGUCGAUGUAUUCUCGCCCUCCACAGCAGCUUGGUUCCCCCUCCCCUGCACCGCACUCCCAGCCCCGGUCCGGGUCCCCAGGGCCCAGGUACACGCCUCCGCACAUGCGGCGCGGCAGCCAAAGCAGCAGCACGUCCAGCGCCUCGGAGAGCGACGCCAGCGACGGAGACGGCAGCCCAGGGCGCUCAUCCGCGGACAGGUUCAAGUCCUCCCGUGUGCGCCUGGCCGCCUUGAGCCUGCUGCAGGUCUGCGCUCAGAGCGACGGCCGUAGCUUGCACCAGCACUGGAUGAGGCUGCUUCCCAGCAGGCAGCCGCUGCAGCGGUGGCCGCACACGCCCACGCUACUGACCGUGCUGCUGUACGACCCACAGCAAAAGGUGCGAGCAGCAAGCGCCCAAACGAUCGGCGUGCUACUUGAAGGCCGCCAGCAACGCUCCUUCUUGGCGGUCGCCAAGGUGGAUGACUCAUCCAGCACACAUCCCCUUGGCCGGAGCUUCACAUCCUUGUCAGUUUCUCUUGGCCGCAUGAUUCUGUCACUGCAUGAGGGUCUGCACUGCGCCCUGGGACAGGAGACCAGGACGAACGUCAUUUUGGCGGUCCUGCGCGCCCUAGCCUCACUGGUGUCGUCCGUGCACUACGACCGCCUUCCAGCAGAUCUGCCCAUCCAGGUUUCCAAGGUGGUGACCCGGUGCUGGCAUCGCCUGCAAUCGAUGGACGACCGCGAACGGGCAGCGGAGGCUGCCGCCCUGUCCGUGCUGCGCCUGAUGCUGUCAGCAGCCCUCCCAAAUGCGGCCUUGCGGCGCAACCUAUCCGGCGAACCUGACACCAUCGAGGUGUGCAGGCAGGACGGCAAAGCGGCUGCUGCUGCAGUCUGCUCAGACCACAGCCAUGGCGGGCGGGGCGACAAGGGCCUCGUCGAUGAACUCGUGGAAGUAGCUGGUGCUGGGCGGGCUGCCGUUUGCUCAGAAGCCCUUGCUGUGCUUGCCGUGGUGGCCAGCCACUACUUUGAACUCCUGCAAGGCAGGUGGCUGCAGGUGUCUCAGCUGCUUCGGACUGCGGUGGGAAAUCACAACAGAGCGGAGGCAUUCACUGCGGAUGGCAAAUCGGCCCAAAACGCCCUGAGGGUCGUGGGAGCGCUGCUGGCCUUUGGCGGGAAAGAGGAGGGAGGCGGCAGUGGCGACGCGGGCCUCAAGGAACAGGUGGAACAAGCUGCUGGGCGAAUCCAGUAUUGA